Molecule: messenger RNA, 1479 nt
Organism: Cucurbitaria berberidis CBS 394.84
Lineage: Eukaryota; Fungi; Ascomycota; Dothideomycetes; Pleosporales; Cucurbitariaceae
Product: MFS transporter-like protein
Exons: 6
Coding region: 1-1479 (492 amino acids)
Biological process (GO): transmembrane transport
Cellular component (GO): membrane
Molecular function (GO): transmembrane transporter activity
Source: RefSeq, a predicted model, not a curated record
AUGGCGACGCCCGACACUAAGGAUGUCUUCUAUGACGAGAAUGGAGUGCUCGAAGUUUUGCCCAUGCGCGAUUGGACGGCUGAGGAGGAAAAGAAAGCCAAGCGCAAGCUCGACCUGAUCAUCAUGCCUCUUCUCACUCUAGGCUUCUUCUGCUUGCAGCUCGACCGCGGCAACAUCGCCAAUGCGAUUACCGAUAACUUCAUGAAAGACGUCGGCAUCGACCAGGAUCAAUUCAAUGUUGGACAGCAGAUGCUUUCCUUGGGCAUCGUGCUCUUCGAGAUCCCCGCCAACAUGGCCCUGUACCGCGUCGGUCCGGGCAAGUGGCUCACACUCCAACUCUUCCUGUUCGGCACUGUCAGCACGUUUCAAGCCUUCCAGACAAACUAUGCAUCCUUCAUUUCAACUCGGUUCUUGCUUGGUAUUACCGAGUCUGGAUUCAUCCCAGGUGGUCUGUGGACACUAUCGACUUGGUAUACGCGAUCGGAGACCGCGAAGCGCGUCAUGAUUUUCUACUUCGGUAAUCAAUUCGGCCAAGCCUCUGCCAAACUGCUCGCGUAUGGUAUUCUACACAUGCGCGGAGUAGGAGGUAAGCCCGGAUGGUUCUGGCUCUUCGUCCUCAUGGGUGGCUUCACCAUCCUCAGUGGCUUUGUGCUCGGUUUCUGCCUUCCCGACUCGUUCAAGAAACCCUCUCCUACUUUCCUGCCCAAGUGGAAGGUCUUCACUGAUAGGGAGAUUCAUAUCCUCCGCAGCCGUGUGCACAUCGACGAGCCUGCGAAGAGCAGGAAAAAGAAGAAGAUUGGACCCGCUGCGUUCAAGAAAGCCGUGAUUCACCAACUGGCGCAUGUGCGUGCCUUCGAUACCUAUGCCCCGUCCAUAGUACGAUCGUUUGGCUUCGGACAACUCCGGGCAAACGCCAUGGCUGCAGUUGGUCUCUUCCUCCAAAUCCCCGUGUCCUUCACGUUUAGUUGGUACUCGGAUUAUUAUAACCGACGUGGCGAGGCCGUCAUGGCCGGCUUCACCUGUCAUUUAAUUGGCUACAUAUUCAACCGCAUCUUCACCGAGAUCAACAACCGUGGCGUACGAUACUUCGGCGUGGUCUGGACGCAAGUCUUCGGCACAUUCUCUCACCCGCUCAACAUCGCGUGGAUGUCGCUCACGUGCACUGACUCGGAGGAGCGAGCUCUUUCCAUGGCUUUGGUUAUCAUGGGUGCCAACAUCGCCGGUAUAUACGGUGCCCAAAUCUUCCGCAACGACGAUCGACCCCGCUACCGCCGCGGCUUUGCUGUUGCUUGCGCAGUCCUCGCUGUGGGUCUCCUGCUGGCGAUUGUCCGCUUUGUCGAUAACAAAAUUCGUAAUCGUGGCAAGGCGCAGACUCUUGAAGACUCUUCUUCUACCGAAGAUGUUGCUCGGGUUACGCCUGUUGUUCCAGCUGAGGAUGUUCCUGCUCCGAUCGUUGGUGGCAGGAAGGCUUCGAUUUAG